GGGGCAAAGCGCGGCCCCGCGAGCAGUUGCGGCGGGAGAGCGGCGGGGCUGAGAGCGUGACUCGCCCGCUCCAGCGCUGCCUCUGCCUUCGCCGCCGCCGGUCGCGCAGCCAUGUCCGAGGAGAAGCCCAAGGAGGGAGUGAAGACAGAGAAUGACCACAUCAACCUGAAAGUGGCCGGGCAGGAUGGCUCUGUCGUCCAGUUCAAAAUCAAGAGGCACACGCCACUGAGCAAGCUGAUGAAGGCCUAUUGUGAGCGACAGGGCUUAUCCAUGAGACAGAUUAGAUUCAGGUUUGAUGGGCAGCCAAUUAAUGAAACAGACACCCCAGCACAGCUGGAGAUGGAGGAUGAAGACACGAUCGACGUGUUCCAGCAGCAGACGGGUGGCACGUGGGCGGCCGGAGGCCUCUUGGGAUGCAGUGUCUAGGGGGACCAUCCCACACCUGUGUCACCUGUCCUUGCAUUUGAGAUCCAGUCGUAAACAUGUGAACACACCAACACAAAAGAGUCUGCGGAAACUCGGGGACGGUCACCAAAUUACUUUCCUCUUUCUUUGACGUCCUUUGAAUGACACUCAACACUGUUUCUGCAGGGAUGAACCUACAAACUGAAAUUGGGCCAAUACAAAUUCCUGUCUUUGUUUAGGUAAAAUGAGUUGCGAGGUUUUUUGAGUUUGUUUUUACUUUUUCCCCUGCUGUAACACUUUUCCUCCAAACUUGUGUCCUCACUGUCCAUUUUCAGUCUCCAGGUGGAGACCUUGCCCCCACGUGUGGUGACCUCUGUCCCCCUACUGCUUCAUCUAAUCAUGUAGAUAGUUCACGUGCACCGCAGUGGGGGCUUUUCCUGGACACGUGCUUUGGGGGCCUGGUGGGGAUGGAAGAUAAAAUUUCACUUGCUAUUUGUUGUAGGCACAGGUUAUUAAAUUUUAGCUAAAUACUGCAAAUUUAAACUUUGGCAGAAUAUGGUAAAGUCGCAGGAAAAUAUUGGGAUGCUUCUUAAAGGGAAAUGGCGGAGUCCUUCACUAGUGUGGCCCUGUAAUCCCUACCCCUUGAGUCUGUCCCCACGGGGCUCCGCGGCCCAGGGUCCCUACCACCACCGCUCAGUACCAGUUGAUUGGUAUAGCGAACAACAACUGCAUAACUCAAUUGGCUUCUCCCCUUUUCUCGUAUCGGAGAAAAUAAUUACCACAAUUCCCAUCUGGUAAUAGUAUUGUGGCCUCAGAUUUCUUCUAGUAUUUGCUUCUGAUACGUAAUUAUGGUCUAUAUAUGAAAAAGUGAGAUAAAGUAUUGCUGAAUUUGCAGUUCUGUUGUGUACCAGAGCUACUUUGAGGUGUGGUAACAAGUGAAUCCCAUGGAAAGAUCACUUCAUGUUAUUCUCAUGGAUUUUUGCUAUGCUGCUUUCCAAAUAUGUAUUGACUUUAUGCAUUAGUAUGGUGAUUUCAGUUCUGUGAACUAUUCUGGGGUUUCUACCAAUUAAAAAGUCUCAGCGUUCUGCCUGUUGUCCUUCAGUAAGAGUGGAUUGCUGCUUGCCGUCAUUCUCUGCUUUUUAUAGUCACCUGGCGGUGUGACAUGACCCGUCAUCUAUUGGUUGUUUGAAAUCUUGCUGAAAAUUUUCUUGUUUCCUUUGCAGUUUGCUGUGUGGGCGGGGGUGGGGGGGGGUGGGGUGUUUGUCGGCUCUGUUGUGUUCAUUCACCAAUUUGUACAUUAUUUGUUGUCCUUUACUACUGUAAACAGUAAAUAUAGUUUGGUACUCUGUC
This is a messenger RNA of Loxodonta africana (African savanna elephant), 1755 nucleotides long. It is a transcript of the gene SUMO3, whose product is annotated as small ubiquitin like modifier 3. The transcript has 4 exons. Gene Ontology annotation, cellular component: nucleus. Gene Ontology annotation, molecular function: ubiquitin-like protein ligase binding; protein tag activity. The record is from RefSeq and is a predicted model, not a curated record. NCBI's taxonomy places the organism in Eukaryota, Metazoa, Chordata, Mammalia, Proboscidea, Elephantidae. The coding region runs from base 112 to 426 and encodes 104 amino acids. Gene Ontology annotation, biological process: protein sumoylation.